GCUCUCGUUUAGGGUAAAGUCCCAAACUCACAUCUCAUUCUCUCCUUCGAUUAAUUCUUCCUUCCAGCACGUUUUUCUGGUGGCGCGUGGAUAGUUUUGGUGGCGCGUGGGUCCACUAUCUAGCUGAAUCGUCGUUGUUUUGGCUAUCAAAGCUGAGAAAUAUCGCGGGGGCUUGGCCGGAACCGACCCGGCCGGGUUCAUUUCCGACCAUUGUUAAUGGCAUCGGCAGUGUUAGCGAACCAUCAGAACGAACCUGAUUGGACGCAACCGAGAAGCGGUGGCGGCGCGAAAUUCAUGGGCAAAGUUCCAUUUUCGAAAUCAAACCCUAACCCUAAUCAUAGAUUCGGCAACAGCAAGAAGAGGCAAUUUCAGCACGCAGCGGACGACGUAUAUGAAUCUCCGGCUGUGACGCAAUCGGCUGCAUCUGACGAUGCAUCCUCGAUCAACCGGAAACCUAACAUUGAUUUCAGCGGAGGUGCAUACGUAAGCUUCAAAAUCGCUUCGUAUUCGAAGAAGGAACUGAUCGAGCUCAAAAAUCAGUUGAUCGUGGAGCUUGAGCAGAUUCGGAAAUUGAAGAAUCGAAUCGAGUCGCAUGACUUGCAUGUCAGAUCCAGCUCUAGCAAUUUUCCCCUGAAGAAAGGUAGCGGAAUCAAGAAAGUUACUGGUAGCAAGCGUCCAUUGCCGCCAAAUUUCAGCAAGGAAUUGAAGAGAUUGAAUCCCGAAAGUGGCAAUUUGAUGAAGAUGUGUGGUCAGAUUUUGACGAAAUUGAUGAAGCACAAACAUGGGUAUAUUUUCAAUUCUCCGGUGGAUGUGGUGGGAUUGGGUUUGCAUGAUUAUCUAGACAUAAUAAAAAACCCGAUGGAUCUGGGUACUGUGAAAUCGAGGCUGGCGAAGAACUUUUACGAUUCGCCUCUUGAUUUUGCUGCUGAUGUGCGGUUGACUUUCAACAAUGCCAUGAUGUAUAACCCUAAAGGUCACGAGAUAUAUGCCUUGGCCGACCAGCAGCUUACAAAAUUCGAGGAGUUGUUUAGGCCGAUAAAUGAGAGAUUGAGGGAAGAAGUACGACAAGAAAUGGUGUAUGACCGGGAAUUGCAGGCAAGCUCAUGGGAUCGUGUUGAGAGGGAUCGUGUGGAGCCAGAUCGAGCAAAGAAAGAAAGAGACGAUUCUUUGCAGGUUGUGAGGAAAAUGAGAGUUCCAGAAAACGGGUCUAACAUAAACCCGCCGCCCGUUCCGCAGAUGCCUGUGCAACCACCAUCUCCUGUACGAGUACCACCAGUGAAGCCGGUGAAGCAGCCAAAACCAAAGGCAAAGGAUCCUAACAAAAGGGAGAUGAGUCUUGAGGAGAAACACAAAUUAGGGCUUGGAUUGCAGAGCCUGCCACAGGAGAAAAUGGAGAAUGUGGUGCAAAUAAUUAGGAAAAGAAACGGGCAUUUAACCCAAGACGGGGAUGAGAUUGAAUUGGAUAUCGGGACAGUCGAUACAGAGACUCUUUGGGAAUUAGAUCGAUUUGUGACUAACUACAAAAAGAUGGUGAGCAAGAUCAGACGGCAAGCGCUUACGGGUAACAAUGUGGCUGCAAAUGAAGGCAACAAGGAGUUACCUGCUGCUGAGAAGGUUGAGGUAGGAAUAGAGGCAAGGAAGCCGAAGAAGGGAGAAGCUGGGGAGGAAGACGUGGACAUUGGGGACGAAAUGCCAGUUAGCAGUUUCCCGCCGGUGGAGAUUGAGAAAGAUGAUGGUCGUGCCAGUAGCAGUUCCAGCAGCUCAAGUAGUUCCAGUAGUGAUUCAUCCUCGUCUAGUGGUAUAGCCCAAAUCUGACAUUCAGAGUCUAAAUGUUAUAAGUGUGUGCAUUAAAUU
Carica papaya (papaya) is the source of this 1854-nucleotide messenger RNA. The record is from RefSeq and is a predicted model, not a curated record. Lineage: Eukaryota; Viridiplantae; Streptophyta; Magnoliopsida; Brassicales; Caricaceae.